UUUUAUGUUUUCCUACGAAAUGUCUCAACAACAACAAGCUCAGCAGGAUGAGUGAGACCGUGCUGCAAAAUUGAGACUUUUUUGUCAUGGAUCUAGUCAAUCUAGUGUACAAGUUCUUAUAGAAAGAAGAGGGCAACCGAACACCGAACAACUCGACGAUUAAUUGCAUGCUACAAACUCCAUUUGCUCUACACGUUAUUUACUUGUACUGCUACGACGCAUCUGUGAAAGCAAAUCAGAGAUCAGUCUAUGAUCAGUCAGUCGUUGUUCCACACUGGCCGUGGAAUCAGCUUAUCUUCCAUGCACGCUGUACUCGCACUUAUCUUCACGGUUUAUUCACACCAUCGACUUAUUAAUGUAGACGUGGCUCAACAAACAACAACAGUUCAUUUCACUUGCUCCAGUUCUAAAUAACGGCUGCGAAAUAUUGAGGAAAGUGAGACGUUCGCUGAAUAAUAUCGAACCACUUUUGAUACGAUAUCAUCAUGAACUUCGCUCCCAACGGCGCUCUGAUCGUGGUGUCCAACCGGCUUCCAUUCAUCUUGAAGUACAAUGAGGACACGGAAACAUUCGAACGGAAAUCUAGUGCCGGUGGCCUGGUCACAGCAGUGGCACCGGUGGUGGUGCAAUGCAGUGGGAUGUGGGUCGGAUGGCCAGGCGUGUAUCCUGAGGACCAUGGAAAACUGGAUGUUGAUCCCAUCCCAGAAUCUGAUCCUACUGAUAAGACCCCAACUGCCGGAUUAAAGUCCAAACAGAUUGUUCCAGUGCUCCUUGAUCAAACCACGUUCAACUCGUACUACAAUGGAUGCUGCAAUGGGACAUUUUGGCCACUUUUCCAUUCAAUGAGCGAUCGAGCUGUGUUUAGCGCCGAUAGCUGGGAGGCGUAUGUCACAGCCAACGCAGUUUUUGCUGAGAAAACAUUGGAUGCUUUGCGCACAGCGAAUGAAAACAUGUCCCCCGACGCUCCACCACCUCUCGUUUGGAUUCACGACUAUCAUUUGAUGACCGUGGCGAACACGAUUCGUCAGAAGGCAGACGAAGAAGGGCUGAAAUGUAAACUGGGAUUCUUUCUCCAUAUCCCGUUCCCUUCGUGGGACAUUUUCCGCCUGUUUCCCAGAGAUGACGAAGUGCUUCAAGGAAUGCUGGGCUGUGACAUGAUCGGCUUCCACAUUGUGGAUUACUGCCUCAACUUUAUUGACUGUUGCCAGAGAAGGCUGGGCUGUCGGGUGGAUCGGAGCUCGAUGUUGGUGGAAGUCGGGGGAAGAACCGUUCGUGUUCGCCCUCUUCCCAUCGGAAUCCCGUUUGACCGUUUCGUGAAAAUGGCUGAAGAGGCCCCGCAAAUGGUGUCAUGCAGCAAUCAGAAACUUAUUUUAGGAGUGGAUCGACUGGACUACACGAAAGGUCUGGUUCACAGACUUAAGGCGUAUGAGCGUCUGUUGGAAAAAUAUCCCGACUAUAAGGAAAAGGUUGCUUUCCUUCAAAUUGCUGUGCCCUCGCGGACGGAUGUCAAGGAGUAUCAGGAUCUUAAGGAAGAACUGGACCAACUCGUGGGUCGGAUAAAUGGGAGGUUCACAACUCCUAAUUGGAGUCCUAUUCGAUACAUAUACGGAUGUGUUGGCCAAGAUGAACUCGCAGCCUUUUACAGAGAUGCCGCCGUAGCGCUGGUCACACCUUUGAGGGACGGAAUGAACCUUGUGGCCAAGGAGUUUGUGGCAUGCCAGAUUAAGGAGCCUGGAGUACUGAUUUUGUCUCCGUUUGCUGGAGCAGGGGAAAUGAUGCAUGAGAGUCUCUUAGUAAAUCCUUAUGAGCUGGACGACGCUGCGGAAGUUCUGCACAGGGCACUGUCAAUGCCACUGGAUGAACGAGAAGUUCGAAUGUCCUAUUUGCGAAAACGAGAAAAGACAUAUGAUGUGAAUCACUGGAUGAGAUCAUUCCUAAAGGAAAUGGGAAGUUUGACUGUAGAAGAUGGCGAUGAAGUUCUUCCUACAACAAUGACACCCUUGACUAUGGACGACUUUGAGGAAAUUCUUGCCAAAUACGUUGGAACUAAUUUCAAGCUGGCUUUGCUGCUGGAUUAUGACGGAACUCUCGCUCCGAUUGCACCCCAUCCAGAUUUGGCCACAAUACCCACCGAAACCAAAAAGGUUUUGGAACGGCUAAGCAGCAUGUCGGAUGUCUACAUUGCAAUCGUGUCGGGCAGAAAUGUAGAAAAUGUAAAGAAAAUGGUGGGCAUUCCGAAUGUCACUUAUGCUGGGAAUCAUGGCUUGGAAAUUGUGCAUCCUGAUGGAACCAAGUUCGUCCAUCCCAUGCCCGUCGCAUAUGAGGAGAAAGUGAGCACUCUACUCAAAGAACUGCAGGAAGAAUUAUGUCACGACGGGGCUUGGGUGGAGAACAAAGGGGCCGUGCUGACUUACCAUUAUCGUGACACACCUCUGAAUUUGAGACCACCAAUGAUUAGCAGAGCGAGCGAGCUGAUGGUUAGGAAUGAUUUCGUAGUGGCCAAGGGCCAUUGCAUCGUGGAGGCGAAACCACCAGUCCUCUGGAACAAGGGCCGUGCUUCCGUUUACAUCUUGAGAACAGCCUUUGGUGUGGACUGGCACGAGCGGGUCAGGAUUGUUUACGCCGGAGAUGAUGCCACUGAUGAAGACGCAAUUCAAGCAUUAAAGGGGAUGGCAGUCACAUUCAGAGUGACUCCGUCGCAUUCUGUGAGAACCUUGGCCGACCGACGCCUCCCAAGCACUGAUUCUGUUCUCAUGAUGUUGAAGUGGGUGGAACGUCACGUGAGCAAGCGAAAGCCGAGACAUAACUCAACAAGCACCCCGACCAGCAAGCAUCUCAUGACAUUGAUUGGUGGGGAGGAAGGAGUUGGUGCGCAAAUGUUUCUACCAGAAGAAAUCCCCACGCCUCCAGUGUCUCCCUACCUCAAUGGCAACGGGACAAGUCAUCUUCAUGACACGGACUGAAUUAUUCUGCAUUACAAAUCGUAAAACGUGGUCCACCAAAAUAUGUAACUACUACCCAUACAUAUAUAUAUAUAUAUACAUAAAUACGAUGACAGUACCAAGUCUGAAACCAGAACUCAUUUCUAAAAUAUUCUUGUACGCAAAAGUAUGAAAGAAAUCUUCAAGAACCAGUUCCCACGUGAUGCGCUUCAAAAUACGAAUUUGUUUGUCGUCAAAAUUGCAUGUAGUUUUUCCGUGUACAUAUUGAAUAAGUAGAUUUAUAUGCAACUCGUGAUCUUCCACGCUGACUGACUGCUACAUAUUCUUGUGGUCGUCAUAUUUAGCCGAAAAUCUAUUAAUUAAGAUAACUUGUCCCCAUUUAUCCGACCUCUCUUUCUUGGUAGAGAAGACAAGCUAAUCCAUCUGCCUCAGAACCGUAAAUAACAACUCGUUCAAAUUGACAGUAUUCCUCUAACCAAACUGAUUAGUACUUAAAAAUUACUAUGCUAAAUAGAAUGUUCAUUGCAAUUUUGAUUAUGAAAAUAAUUUACAGCAAUAUUUUUAUAUUCCAUAAGACAAUUCAGUAGCUUUCUCCAUACAUACAUAGAAUAUAUAAAGCUGCACGAUUGAUGAUGAUAACUUGAUAACUCAGGUCUUUCACCCAUGAGACAAUUCUGAUUAAAUUUAAAUACAUAUGUGCAAGGAUUAUACGAUUAUGAACUUGUUUUUGAAGGGCUAAUUAAUCAUUAGCUAAUCAAUACUUUUGUUCUUACUAUUUUGUAAGAGCAUCUCACAAUUUACAGGCUGGAAUUUCAUUUUUUAGCAUUGGCAGAAUCUCAGCUAAUUUCUAUGUAAUUAACUGAGGUUUGGCGUUUUAUGUAAUUUCCAUAAAUUGUAAGCUUCCAGUACACAAUUCACUUUUAAGUUUAGUACUACUGGUUAAAAUUCAUACUGGUAAAAAUAAAAUAAAAACAAUGAUAAUGCAA
Messenger RNA from Folsomia candida, 3928 nucleotides. It is a transcript of the gene Tps1, whose product is annotated as alpha,alpha-trehalose-phosphate synthase [UDP-forming]. The record is from RefSeq and is a predicted model, not a curated record. Lineage: Eukaryota; Metazoa; Arthropoda; Collembola; Entomobryomorpha; Isotomidae. Gene Ontology annotation, biological process: trehalose biosynthetic process. The coding region runs from base 486 to 2963 and encodes 825 amino acids. Gene Ontology annotation, cellular component: alpha,alpha-trehalose-phosphate synthase complex (UDP-forming); cytosol. Gene Ontology annotation, molecular function: catalytic activity. The transcript has 19 exons.